CAAUACAAGAUGGCGGCCCCUGCAGCAGGUUCAGGUGUUACUCCCGGGGCCCCAGGCAGCUCCGCCGCUGUCGUGGCCCCCAGUACAAGCAGCAGCAGCGUGAACCCCUUUCUGAGCGACUCGGAGGAAGAAGCAGAGGAAGAGGAGGAUGAAGACGAGGAAGAUGUGUCUCCGCUGCACGCCCGCCCUGUCCCUUCCCUUGCUGUCCGGUAUUUACCGGACGACAGCGAACCCGCCCUCCUGCAGCCCGGCGGGCCACGGCUGACCGUCCCUUCGGGGGAGCCCGGGCGGGUACCACUGGACGCGGUGGCGGCGCAGCUGCUGCGGGAUCAGCUGCUGCUCACCGCUUUGGAGCUGCACAGCGAGCUGCUGGAGACCGGCAGGGAGCUGCCCCGGCUCCGGGACUAUUUCUCCAAUCCCGGGAAUUUCGAGAGACCGACGGCGGGGCCUCCGACAGCAGCGGGCAUCAGUAACCCCAGCAGUGCCGGCGGCCAGCUGAAUCGAGCGGGUAGCAUUAGCACUCUGGAUUCGCUGGACUUCGCGCGGUACUCUGACGAUGGAAAUAGGGAGACCGAUGAGCGGGUGGCAGUCCUGGAGUUUGAGCUACGGAAAGCCAAGGAGACCAUUCAGGCCCUCAGGGUCAACCUUACACUGGCUUCAGAAAAUGAAGUUCCUUUGCAGGAAUGCAAGAAUUAUAAAUCAAGUCCUGAAAUUCAGGAGCCUAUAAAACCUCUUGAAAAAAAAGCACUAAACUUCCUUGUCAAUGAAUAUUUAUUGAAAAAUAACAACAAACUCACUUCUAUAACCUUUUCUGAUGAGAAUGAUGAGCAGGACUUUGAACUGUGGGAUGAUGUAGGGUUAAACACCCCAAAGCCUCCAGACUUGUUGCAGCUUUACAGAAACUUUGGCAGCCACCAAACUGUAGUGAAAGACACAGCAGAUGCUGAAGUAAGUGUAGACGAGGACGAUCUGGAGCCCCUUCUGAGAGCCGAGCGGCCUGCUGUGGAGCCAGUAGUUGUACAGUCAUCUGCAUUAGUGCAAGAAUUAGAAGAUAGAAUCAGGCAAUGUAACGAUGAGAAAGAAGUUUUGCUGGAUCAAAUUAGGAUCCUCCAGAGGGAAAUGGAAACGUUCAGAACCACCUCUUUGGCGGAUGUUAUUCCUGAAUCCCAGGAGGUUCCUCCUCCCAGACUCCAGAACCAGACUUCAGAAGAAAGCGACCAUUACCUAGAUAUCCGAACAAAAGACAGUGACCCUAAAUGGGAAAAAGCUGACGAAAGCCAGGCCGUAGAGCACACUGAAACAGACUUCCAGCUGUCACAAGAUAUCCCUCCCAGCCCUGACUUGUCAAAAAUUAGCAAGAAGACCGUGCUGUGUACACUUCCCCUCAAAGAUGGUGUCCAGUUUGAUCAGCCUAAUCGAAAACUGUCUCCGGCCUUUCAUCAAGCGCUGCUUUCUUUUUGCCGCAUGUCCGCUGACAGUCGUCUAGGAUCAGAGGUGUCCAGGAUUGCUGACAGCGAGAACGGAGUCAUGCUGAUGCUGGGACGGUGCUUGCCUCAUAUUGUCCCAAACGUGCUCCUUGCAAAAAGAGAGGAAUUGAUUCCAUUGAUACUGUGCACCGCCUGCCUCCACCCAGAGUCUAAAGAAAGAGACCAGCUCCUGCAUAUUCUGUUUAAUUUAAUAAAGCGUCCAGAUGAUGAGCAAAGGCAAAUGAUUUUAACUGGAUGUGUGGCUUUUGCUCGCCAUGUUGGGCCAACUCGCGUAGAAGCAGAACUUUUGCCACAGUGUUGGGAACAAAUCAAUCACAAGUACCCUGAAAGAAGGCUCCUUGUGGCAGAAUCAUGUGGCGAUCUGGCACCGUACCUCCCUAAAGAGAUAAGAAGCUCUCUGGUGCUGUCAAUGUUGCAACAGAUGUUACUGGAAGACAAGGCUGAUAUGGUGCGGGAAGCGGUCAUUAAAAGUCUUGGCAUAAUUAUGGGAUACAUUGAUGAUCCAGACAAGUAUCAGCAGGGUUUUGAACUCUUACUGACCGCAUUAGGGGACCCCUCAGAAAGAGUAGUGAGUGCCACUCACCAGGUGUUUUUACCAGCCUAUGCUGCAUGGACAAUGGAACUUGGAAAUCUCCAAUCCCAUCUAAUUCCCACCCUUCUUAGCAAAAUUGAAAAGCUCCUCAGGGAAGGAGAGCACGGGCUGGAUGAACACAAGCUGCACAUGUAUCUCUCUGCGCUGCAGUCCCUUAUCCCCUCACUCUUUGCCACUGUUUUACUGAAUGCACCAUUUGCCAGUAAAGCCAAGCUUCAGGGAGAAAUACUGCAGAUAGAAGUGACUCGCUUUCCACGCCCUAUAUCGCCUCUUCAGGAUGUAGCGACCAUCAUUGGCAGCCGUGAGCAGCUGGCUGUGCUACUUCAGCUUUAUGACUACCAGCUGGAACACGAGGGAACCACUGGCUGGGAAAGUUUACUUUGGGUUGUUAAUCAACUAUUACCACAACUGAUUGAGACACUGGGUCGCAUCAAUGUUGCAUCAACAGCUUGCGUUCAUGAGUUUUCAAGAUAUUUCUGGAGGUUGUGCAGAACGUUUGGCAAGAUUUUCACUAACACCAAGGUAAAGCCACAGUUCCAGGAAAUUUUGAGGCUGUCUGAGGAAAAUAUUGAUUCCACAGCAGGCAACGGUGUCCUCACAAAGGCUACUGUCCCUAUCUAUGCUACAGGGGUACUAACCUGUUACAAUCAGGAAGAAGACCGCAAGCUGCUUGUUGGUUUCCUUGAAGAUGUAAUGACAAUGCUCUCAUUAUCUCAUGCACCUCUAGAUAGUCUGAAAGCCUCCUUCGUGGAACUUGGGACAAAUCCAGCAUACCAUGAGCUGCUGUUGACUGUGCUUUGGUAUGGGGUUGUCCACACGUCCGCACUUGUACGGUGUACCGCAGCCAGAAUGUUUGAGAUUAUACCCGGUAUGAUUAUUCACACAGAAGAGGACCGUAUUAUAUUGCAGUGGGAAUAGAGGAAGUUUUUAGGCUGGAGCAGAUACCUGGCAAAUGAAGUUUAAAGUGUUCCUGUACCUUCCUGCAGCUAUUGAUGAUGGUUUCAUAGUGACAUAUCAAAGGUAUUGAUUGGUGGGGAUCCGUGUGCCAAGACUAGAGAGGGCAAUCCAUGCCUAAAACGAGAUAGAAGCGCUCACACAUAGACCUACUAUUGAGCUGGGUGGAAAGACAACACUGCCUGACCACUUCUAACUCCUCAUUUUAGGGAUUGGCGGGGGUUUUAGCACACAGACCCCACUGAUCAAAUCCUUGGAAAUGUCUUUAUGAACUUUUUUUUUUUUUUUUUUUAAACGUGCAUGUACACUUAAAUGGACUGUAGAUGAGAGCACACAUAAUACAGAGCAGCACAUUUGAUGUUAAAAUAAUGGGCAGAACAGACAUGAAAAAGGACUUUGUGGGUGAGGGGUAUUAGUGAAUGACAAAAUUAAAGGGAUUGUCUCGGAUUUAAAUAUUGAUGACCUAUACUCGGAACAGCAAAAAGCAAAAGGAAGUCCGCAUGUCCUUUCUUCUGUUCUUCAUCACAUAUACAAGAAACAAUAAAGGACAUGCUGACAUCAUUUUGCUGUUUUUAAUCCCAAUAAUUGCUGGGUGGAACCAUCCUACCACAACAUCCUGGUGUUUCCAAAUUGCGGUAAGGGACAUUUGGUGCGGUCUUCAAUUUUUUCUGUUGAUAUCCUCAGGAUAGCUCAUUAAUCUGAUUGGUGGACAUCCUACUCCCGGCUGAUCUGUUGGAAGAGGACAUGAACCUCGGGCGAGCUCUGUUGCCUCAUUGGUCACAUGGCCUUUGUGAAGCUCAAUCCCAUUGAAAUGAAUGAGAGUGAGCUGCUAUGGAAUGUACAUUGCUGUGCCUGGUAUUCUAGGAUAGGUUAUCACUACUUUAAUUCAUAAGAAAACCUUUAACAUUAACCAAUGUAGGUUGUUGAGAACAAACAUUUGGCAUUACUUGUGGCUAUGCCCAGCCAUUAGCAAAUUUUGGCAGGAAAUUCAUGAACGGACACAGAGAAUAUACAAUGUUCCUGUAAAAAAGUAAACCUUUUCGGUUUUCCAUAUUCAGAUGGAAAGAGGUUUACUGAAGGAAGAUAUUCCACAUAUACUGCAGAAAGGAACAUAUUAAACUGUUGGACACGUAAUGACCCCUGAAACAUCUUAAACUCCAUUGUGAGAAUAGAAUUGCUGGACAUAUACGCCAAAAGAGGACGAUGCUUUAGCACAAAAGAGUUGGGGAAAAUGAUGCUCAUGUCUCUUUGAAAGAGAAGAACAAUUAAUCUCUUGAAUGUUUAAAGGGGGUAUCCGAAGUCUAAAAGAUUCCCCCCAAUCCCCUGGCCCCUCAUAUUGCUCCAGAUCCCUGCACGGCCGCCACUGCAUCUCCCUGUCGCAUCUCCCACUGCUAGGGACGCUUGUCCCCGUCGCGGCCUUCUAUUGGCUGCUCUCCGAUCACCACCCCCCACCAACCGGAUGUUUUGAUCCACGCAGCGGGAAGAUGCAGCAGCGGCCAUGUAGGGAUCUGGAGCAACGCUGGUGCCACGGAGCAGGUAAGUAUAAUCUAUACGAGGGGCCCGGGCAUUGGGGGUGAACAUUUAGACUUCGGAUAACCCCUUUAACCACAUGUCCAGGAGAAGGAGGGUGGGGGGGUAAGGAAAAGGAUACAAAUGAUAGAUGAUUUUACUUUUUCUUUCAUGUAAGUGACUUUUAUAAAAUAAAAUAAAAGUUUGUCACAGAGUAUGAAACAAAAUGCUGCUCACAUCACCCUUCCUCUUCUAAGCUAAAUAUUACCCUUUCCAGCAAAGCAUUGUGGUCCAAAACAUUGAGGCUAUGUUAAGUGUUUAACUAUGAACCUGACUCUGACGAACUAAAAUGUUGGACUAGGUAGAUCUAGCAUAGGACAGUUUUUCCACAUGCUAGUGUAUCGGGUAAUCAGGAGAUCCAAAUCUGCGGGUCACCUCUGGCACUGUACAGGUGAAUACUUUCUAGGUUACUGUGCGUUGUGGCAUCAAACCGGCACCUUCAUCAGGUAUCAGGAUUUCUAGUAAGGCGCUGGAUUUGGAGUUCCUCAUGUAUUUGCUUUGUGAAUCCAUUUUGCCUUUGAUUUCUAUUAGUAUGUGAACUGGUAUUUCAGCAAUUUUAUUACGGAUAGUGAUCUGCCAGAUAAGAUAACUCAGCCCUAUUGGCUGGACCUUACAUACAGUAUAAGUAAGGGCAAUACAUUUCCAGAAAUCAUGAGUAUAGUUAGGUUGGAGCACUUGUGGUCCUGUUUUUGGGACAUAACUGCUGCAGUAUUAGUUGUAUCUGUAUGGGUACUUUGUAUGGUGUCUAUAAAGAACGCCAAGUUUUGACAUUUUCUGGCUAAGGAAGCCUUGUACUUUGUACGUGGCAUGCGAUUGCAUAUUUCUUUCAGGGGAGCCAACGGGACUUUCCAACUAACCUGUUAGUUAGUCUUGCUGGCUUUGUACAUGGCAUGAGAAUAUUUUAUUAGUAAAGUAUUGGAUAGGGAUGUUGUAGUUAUUUCUGUAUAUCUGUAACUUAGUCAGGGAUUAACAUAACUGAGAUACAGAUAAGUACCAUUUCCUAUACAUUUUUUUAUAAGUAAAAAUU
Molecule: messenger RNA, 5629 nt
Organism: Bufo bufo (common toad)
Lineage: Eukaryota; Metazoa; Chordata; Amphibia; Anura; Bufonidae
Gene: RELCH
Product: RAB11 binding and LisH domain, coiled-coil and HEAT repeat containing
Exons: 23
Coding region: 10-2997 (995 amino acids)
Biological process (GO): intracellular cholesterol transport
Cellular component (GO): trans-Golgi network; recycling endosome
Molecular function (GO): protein binding
Source: RefSeq, a predicted model, not a curated record